Messenger RNA from Amblyraja radiata (thorny skate), 684 nucleotides. Its product is annotated as tripartite motif-containing protein 52-like. The record is from RefSeq and is a predicted model, not a curated record. Bases 121 to 684 code for a protein of 187 amino acids. Gene Ontology annotation, biological process: protein ubiquitination. The transcript is spliced from 2 exons. Lineage: Eukaryota; Metazoa; Chordata; Chondrichthyes; Rajiformes; Rajidae. Gene Ontology annotation, molecular function: zinc ion binding; ubiquitin-protein transferase activity.
GCAAAUGUGCUGGAGACGGCAGCGUACGCGGUGGACACUCGCGGUACAGAGGGAUCACAAGGGAUCAGCAGCUCCCAAUCAGCGAAAGCAGUUUCAAACCAGGAAGUGGCAGGAGUUAAAAUGGCUUCUAAACAGCAGGUCGAGAGUUGGACGGAGGAGACACUUUGUCCCAUCUGCCUGGAUUUCUUCACCGACCCGGUUAUCCUGGAGUGUGGGCACAACUUCUGCCGCUCCUGUAUCACACAGAGUUGGGACAGAGAGGAGAGAAACUCAUGCCCGGAAUGUAGAGACGAGUUUACAGACCGCACCCUCAGGGUUAAUCGGGCCUUGGCGAGACUGUCUGAGAAAGCUCGAACACUGAGCCUGAAUACGGAAGAGAAGGAAAGUAAACAUCACUGCGACAAACAUCAGGAAGAACUGAAGCUGUUUUGUGAAACGGACAAGAAACUGAUCUGUGUGAUUUGUGCAGCUGGGCGGGAACACAAGUCUCACAGCUUCAUGCCGGUCGAUGAAGCUGUUGAAACCUACAAGGAUCAGGUUAAAUCAUCCAUACAAUCUCUGACAACAAAUAAAUCAGCCAUCCAGGAAAUGGAAGACCAACAGAAGCAGAAGAUUUCCCAAGUCCGGGUGAGACCUUGUUGUGUGGCAUUUCUGAUCGUGUUGUGUAGUUUUGUAGUUAGUUAG